Molecule: messenger RNA, 4455 nt
Organism: Engraulis encrasicolus (European anchovy)
Lineage: Eukaryota; Metazoa; Chordata; Actinopteri; Clupeiformes; Engraulidae
Gene: bub1
Product: BUB1 mitotic checkpoint serine/threonine kinase
Exons: 26
Coding region: 150-4295 (1381 amino acids)
Biological process (GO): protein phosphorylation; mitotic spindle assembly checkpoint signaling; meiotic sister chromatid cohesion, centromeric
Cellular component (GO): nucleus
Molecular function (GO): protein kinase activity; ATP binding
Source: RefSeq, a predicted model, not a curated record
CCCUAGCCGUUGUGCACACGGAAUAGCAAUCGUGCUAGAAAGGAAGAUAGGACAUUUCACUAAAGAGUUGUUGGCAUUAAUCUUCCCAUCAUUUUUGCCAAGCGUUUUAAAUGUUACAUGUACACAUUUGAGUCAAGCGAAGACCAAAAAUGGACGUCAAUGGAUAUUUACAAGAAUUUGAGCGACACAUCGCUGCUUAUUCUGGAGACGACCCCUUGGAUCCGUGGGACAGGUUCAUACAGUUUCUAGAAGGGAAGCUCACGCUUGAGGAAAGAGAAGGGCUGUGUGCUGUGCUUAAUCGCCUCGUGCAAACCUUUUUAUUGGAGGAAAGGUACCGUGACGACGGCAGAUUUAUCAAUCACUGCAUCAAAUUUGCCAGCUUUUAUGAUGAUCCCAUUGAGGUGUACAGCUACGUACAAGAGCACGGAGUUGGAACCAAAGCGUCAAGCUUGUACAUUGCCUGGGCAGAGCAAUUUGAAAAAAAGGGGAAAUUGUCACAAGCUGAAGCUGUGUACCAGAGAGCUGUCGAAAACCAGGCCGUACCCAUGGACCUGGUGCUUGAGCGCUAUGGAAAAUUCCAGCAAAAGAUAUUGGCUCCUCAAGCAAGCUCUAGUGGUUUACCACGGCAGCCGUUACAAAAUUCACAACUACCCAAUCAACCCAGAGGAAUUAUUCAGCAGCAAUGCAAGUUGGAGGACUCUUCUCCCAAAGAGGCAUUCCCCGAAGACAAAACGGUUAGAAUAAUCUCCAGGUCUGAGUUUAACCCCCCCAAACCAACUGGCGGCCAGAGUCAGGUGAUGCAGCAGGUGUCCAUGUACUGUGUUAGCGAGCUUGUCUGUGAGGACUCUGAGUACUGUUUUGAAGAGCUGAGGGCCAAGCGCUAUUGGGCCAAGCGCAAGCAGCAUGAGACUGGAGAAAACCAGAGAAAAGUGCAAGAUGAAAAACGAGUACGAGCAGAUCCAAACCAAAGCGAGAAUAGCAUUCAGUCACCAGUACUCAGCGGACAUUCCCAGCCUCAGGAGAGUCAGUCCCAGCUGCCCUCAGCAGCAGCAGCAGCAGCAGUGCCAUUGACCUCCAGGCUCGGGGCAGCAACAUCAUUCAGCAGUAACCGGCGCUCCCUGGGUAUCCGAACAGCUCCCACCUUCCGGCCCAGCCUGAGCCUGCAGCCCUACAUGAUGGAGCAGCAGAGCGGCGGGACCCGGAGGUUGUCUGAGUCGCUCGCCACCUACGGCACGUGGGCCACCACUACCUCUUCGUCCCCUCCUCUUGGUCCACAGGUCUCCCUCCCGCCCGCUGGUCGCAUCCUCUCAACCCUGGAGGAGUCGGAGGCCUCUCGCUGUGAAGUCGACUCUCACAGCCCGCUGACCACAGCAGCAGCGACGGGUCCAUCGCCCAGCAGCACGCUGCCCCCAGCGGCCACCCCGGCCUCCCUGGUGGCGUCCUCUAUGCCCCACACGUCUCUCCUCCAGGGGUCCGUCCCUCUGCCCAUGGCCAGUCAGGCAGCGGCUGAGCACCACACGUCCCUCCUCCAGCAGCACCAGACUGCUUGUGGUGCUGAGAGCGCAGGGCAGCUCCCCGUGCACAAUGGCCAGUCUCAGGAAGCAGCAGGGGGGUUGUCUGAGGCCCCCUACAGAGGGGCCUUCAGCAGGGGCGCCGGCCAGCCUGCCAUGGGCGCCUCUGAGGUGCUGCAGGUACAACACAGCUUCACACAGCCCCUGGAGGACCAAGAGCAUGAUGAAUUCAAGGGAGGAGAAGGUGCUAACAAUGUGUCACAUGGGAACAACUCUCACGUCACUCCCAACACAUCUCUGGGCCUGAUCCAGGCCACCCCAUCUCGGGUCCUUCCGUCCCCAACUGUGAACACGCGGGAGGCUCUCGAUCUGAUAAUGGACAUGUUCCAGGCACCAACAUUUGCAUCAAAUGGUCUUUCCCAGAUCGCUGAGGAGAGUGUAAACUUUCCACCUCCAAAAUCCAAUAAGUCUGCUGCACUCCAACCUGCUGCUGCAGCCUUUACCAUCUUCCAGGAUGAAGACGACAAGGAAAACGGAGGACGUGUUACGGCAGCUGGCGGACGGAAAGCUCUGCAAGUCCAGGAAGAAGCCCCCGUACCGGCCUUGUCACAGCAAAACGAGACGGCCUUUGGCGUGUCACUGGCUGACGAGACGGCCAUGUGGAGCUCCAGGCAGCGGCUCAUGAUGACGAUGGCGCCCUGUCCCAACACCACCGGAGACUUCGCCCCUCUCGCCCACCUGGCCUCCACGCCCUUCCACCUCAACGCCCCUCACACCUGGGAGGAGUCUGAGCAGGAGAACAAUGGAUCCACAGCCUCAGCAGAGCCCAAUGAAAACCAACUCUUUCUGCGGCAACCUACUAAGCUCAGUCCAAUUAUCGAGCAGAGUCCAGUGGAGUCCCAGUCCUCCCCGGCGCUGAGGACGUUGGCAGCUCAGGGCACCAUCGUGGGCGAAGGCUUGGCACCGGUCCAGCAGAGCCAGCACCACCAAGCCUCGUCCUCGUCCGUCAGCUACACCACAGCCCACCCCCUCGCUGCCCUCUCCUUCCCUGACCACACAGUCGCCCCAACCGAAGACGAGCGGGCCUUCAAGCUAUUAGCGUCCACGUCCGCUGCUGCUGCUGGUGGUGCCACUGUGGGCCCCAAGUCCAGCUGGACCAUCUACGAGAGCCCGGAGAAGGGGCCGGAAUCCUCGAAGGCUGGGCUUUCGUGUCUCGGCGCGGAGGCUCCCAGGCCCGCAGGUCUGGAGAUCGCCCCAGCCGCCCACUCCUUCCUCUCCAGGAGCUCUGUUCACGAGACCAAGGCCCAGGAGGUCUUCCCCGGCAGCCAGGACCUUUUACAGAGGUCGCACUGUGACGUGCCCAUGAGCCCUGAGCCGGCUGCUCCUGCUCCUGCUGCUGCUGCCGCCACCUCCAGACUGGUGCCAGACGACGUCAGCAUGAGCCCAGCAGCGCCGGCUUCAAAGGCCACCACUCUGGACGUCCCCAUGAGUCCCGACAUGGCGUGGGUCAUAGGCUCCAUGAAAGGCGACGCUAGCCCCGUUGCCGAACUGGACCUUGGUUUCGGUGGGGUGCGAACAGCGCGCCGCAGCCUGGCGGCACCCCCGCCACUGUGGCAGGAGGAGCAGCCCAUGCUGCAGAGUCCUGCCAAGGGCCCCGAGACUCGCAUGGAGACGGGCAUGGAGGACGUCCCCAUGAGCCCCCAACCCACCUCUGCCCUCAAACACACUCCUGCAGCAGCCCUUGCUAACCUGGUGUCGGACCCCUGGAGUGAGGACUUGAUUCAGUUCUUCCUCUCCAGGCUGCCAGUCCCCCUCAGCUCCCACCCACACGUCACCACCUGGGACUGCAACCUCCCCAAUAUCAGCCCAAAGAUGACCACCACCAUGGCUGGUGAGUCACUCCGAGUGGAUUUCGUCCUUGGACAGGGAGCUUUUGCCACCGUCUAUCAGGCCACCAACCUCACAACGUCAGAGAAGCUUUUCCUGAAGGUGCAGAAGCCGGCCAACCCGUGGGAGUUCUACAUCAACAGCCAGCUGAACGCGCGGCUGCAGCCCAGCGUGCGGCACCUCUUCAACAACAUCCACUCCGCACACCUCUUCAGAAACGGCAGCAUUCUGCUCGGCGACCUCCACAACUGUGGCACUCUGCUGAAUGCGGUGAACCUGUACAAGAGCCGCAGUGAGAAGGUGCUCCCGGCGGCCAUGGUGCUCUACUUCACCUCCUGUAUCCUGCACAUGGUGGAGCAGCUGCACCGCGCCCACAUCGUCCACGCAGACAUCAAGCCUGACAACUUCCUGCUCGGCGAGAGGUUUUUGGAGAACGAGUGCUUCGAGGCGGAGAACGUGAGCCACGGCCUGGCCCUCAUCGACCUGGGCCAGAGCAUCGACAUGAGUCUCUUCCCCCCGGGCACCGCCUUCACCGCCAAGUGCAUGACCUCCGCCUUCCAGUGCACCGAGAUGCUCAGCGGACGCCCCUGGAACUACCAGACGGACUAUUUUGGCAUCGCAGGCACGGUAUACUGCAUGAUCUUUGGCUCCUACAUGCAGGUGAAGCACGAGGACGGUGAAUGGAGGCCUAAUGGGACCUUCAAGAGAAACCCACACAGUGAGCUGUGGCAGGAGUUUUUCCAUACGCUCCUCAACGUGCCCGACUGCGGCUCUCUGCCGUGCCUGCGGAGUCUGCGCAGCCGAGUGCACACCGAGCUCCAGCAGCACUACGGCUCCAAGAUACGCGGCCUCAAGAACAGACUGGUGGUGCAGCUGCUGGAGUCUCGCCGCCGAUAACACACACACACACACACACACACACACACACACACACACACACACACACACUCAAAAUCUGAAGAGAGUAGGACACACACACACACACACACACACACACACACUCAAAAUCUGAAGAGAGUAGGACACACACACACACACAAAAUCUGAAGAGGGUAGG